GAGGGAGGCGGCGAGGCUGCGAGGCGGAGGCCCCCGCGCCGGCCCGCCCGCAAAGUGCGGCUCUGACACAUCCCGGGCAUGGAAGUUAAGUGACAAAACUCUGGACGUGGAGCUGCCGCCGCGGAGGGACCUGGGGACCGAGAGCCGGGAGGCGGCCGCGGGUUUCUCGGGCGGCGCGCCGGCAAGUUUCUGGAACACUUUCUAGGAAUUGGGUCUUUUUCCUGCCCCUUCAUCCCCCCGACUCCUGAAGAGGGAACUUGGCUUUGGAUCGCGAAGGAGCCUGAGGAGUGAGGGUGGGACACACUUGAGUCGUUCCUCCGACGGGGCUGAAUUCGUGGGAAUUUCGGGAGCCGGAGGGUGGACAUCUCGGCGGCGUUGGCGGUGCCCGCUGCCAGCUUGGGCGGAUCUGAAGGUGCCCCACGCAAGACCUCUCCACGGAGCCCUCCUCGUCUUGAGAUGGGCUCUUCCUGACUUUAAUUAGCAUCUAGCAAAGCCUGAACUUUGGACCUACCUCUUAUUUUGAUACUUAUUUUUGUACUUUUGCUCUCUGGGAUUGGUUUCUUAAGCAAUCUGGAUCCUUUUUAAUAUGUCAAAAUGAGUCGGCUGAUGUUUACCCAACUUCUGCUCUGUGGAUUUUUAUAUAUUCCGGUUGAUGGGUCCCGGCUCCGGCAGGAAGACUUCGCCCCGCGCAUCGUGGAGCACCCCUCGGACGUCAUCGUGUCCAAGGGCGAGCCCACCACCCUGAACUGCAAGGCGGAGGGCCGGCCCACGCCCACCAUCGAGUGGUACAAGGACGGCGAGCGCGUGGAGACCGACAAGGAUGACCCGCGCUCGCACAGGAUGCUGCUGCCCAGCGGCUCGCUCUUCUUCCUGCGCAUCGUGCACGGGCGCCGCAGCAAGCCCGACGAGGGCAGCUACGUGUGCGUGGCCAGGAACUACCUGGGCGAGGCCGUGAGUCGCAACGCGUCCCUGGAAGUGGCACUGUUACGAGAUGACUUCCGGCAAAAUCCCACAGAUGUUGUGGUGGCAGCUGGAGAGCCUGCGAUCCUGGAGUGCCAGCCUCCUCGGGGACACCCGGAGCCCACCAUCUACUGGAAAAAAGACAAAGUUCGAAUUGAUGACAAGGAGGAAAGAAUAAGUAUCCGUGGUGGAAAACUGAUGAUUUCCAAUACCAGAAAAAGUGAUGCAGGGAUGUAUACCUGUGUGGGCACCAAUAUGGUGGGAGAAAGAGACAGUGAUCCAGCAGAGCUGACUGUCUUUGAGCGACCCACGUUUCUCAGGAGGCCAAUCAACCAGGUGGUGCUGGAGGAAGAGUCUGUAGAAUUCCGGUGUCAGGUCCAGGGCGAUCCUCAGCCAGCCGUGCGGUGGAGAAAGGAUGACACAGACCUGCCCCGGGGAAGGUAUGACAUCAAAGAUGAUUACACACUGAGAAUUAAAAAGGCCUUGAGUACAGAUGAAGGCACCUAUAUGUGUAUUGCUGAGAAUCGGGUUGGAAAAGUGGAAGCUUCGGCCACCCUCACAGUUCGAGCUCGCCCUGUUGCUCCUCCACAGUUUGUGGUUAGGCCGAGAGAUCAGAUUGUCGCUCAAGGUCGGACAGUGACAUUUCCCUGUGAAACUAAAGGAAACCCACAGCCAGCUGUUUUUUGGCAGAAAGAAGGCAGCCAGAAUCUACUUUUCCCAAACCAACCCCAGCAGCCCAACAGUAGAUGUUCUGUGUCACCCACCGGAGACCUCACGAUUACCAACAUUCAGCGAUCAGACGCGGGUUACUAUAUCUGCCAGGCCCUAACCGUGGCAGGAAGCAUUUUAGCAAAAGCUCAACUGGAAGUUACUGAUGUUUUGACAGAUAGACCCCCGCCCGUAAUUCUUCAAGGCCCAGCCAACCAGACGCUGGCAGUGGACGGCACAGCGCUACUGAAAUGUAAAGCAACUGGAGACCCUCUUCCUGUAAUUAGCUGGUUGAAGGAGGGGUUCACUUUUCUGGGUAGAGACCCAAGAGCAACCAUACAAGAGCAAGGGACAUUGCAGAUUAAAAACUUACGGAUGUCUGACACUGGCACUUACACGUGUGUGGCCACAAGUUCGAGCGGGGAGACUUCCUGGAGCGCUGUGCUGGAUGUGACAGAAUCCGGAGCAACAAUCAGUAAAAAUUAUGAUUUAAGUGACCUGCCAGGACCACCAUCCAAACCGCAGGUCACUGAUGUUACUAAGAACAGUGUCACCUUGUCCUGGCAACCAGGUACCCCUGGAGCCCUCCCGGCAAGUUCGUAUAUCAUUGAGGCGUUCAGCCAAUCAGUGAGCAAUAGCUGGCAGACGGUGGCAAACCAUGUAAAGACCACCCUCUACACAGUGAGAGGACUGCGGCCCAAUACCAUCUACUUGUUCAUGGUCAGAGCCAUCAACCCCCAAGGCCUCAGUGACCCGAGCCCCAUGUCAGAUCCUGUACGCACACAAGAUAUCAGCCCACCAGCACAAGGCGUGGACCAUAGACAAGUACAGAAGGAACUAGGAGAUGUCAUAGUCCGUCUUCACACUCCAGUUGUACUGACUCCCACGACUGUUCAAGUCACAUGGACGGUUGAUCGCCAGCCCCAGUUUAUCCAAGGCUACCGGGUGAUGUAUCGUCAGACCUCAGGCCUGCAGGCGACACCAACGUGGCAGAAUUUAGACGCCAAAGUCCCAAAUGAGCGAAAUGCUGUCUUAGUCAACCUGAAGAAGGGCGUGACUUACGAAAUUAAAGUUCGACCUUAUUUUAAUGAGUUCCAAGGAAUGGAUAGUGAAUCUAAAACAGUCCGUACUACCGAAGAAGCCCCCAGCGCCCCUCCGCAGUCUGUCACCGUGCUCACGGUUGGAAGCCACAACAGCACAAGCAUCAGUGUUUCCUGGGAUCCUCCCCCUCCAGAUCAUCAGAACGGAAUCAUCCAGGAGUACAAGAUCUGGUGUCUGGGGAACGAAACACGAUUUCAUGUGAACAAAAGUGUGGAUGCAGCCAUCCGGUCGGUGGUCAUCGGCGGGCUAGCCCCCGGUGUCCAGUACCGCGUGGAGGUGGCCGCGAGCACCAGCGCGGGGGUCGGAGUGCGAAGUGACCCGCAGCCCAUCGUGAUCGGUGGACGUAAUGAAGUUGUCAUUACUGAAAACAACAACAGCAUAACUGAGCAAAUCACUGAUGUGGUGAAACAACCAGCCUUUAUAGCUGGUAUUGGUGGUGCCUGCUGGGUAAUUCUGAUGGGUUUCAGCAUCUGGUUGUAUUGGCGAAGAAAGAAGAGAAAGGGGCUCAGUAAUUAUGCUGUUACAUUUCAAAGAGGAGAUGGAGGACUAAUGAGCAAUGGAAGCCGACCAGGUCUUCUAAAUGCUGGGGACCCCAAUUAUCCAUGGCUUGCUGAUUCGUGGCCAGCCACAAGCUUGCCAGUCAACAAUAGUAAUAGUGGCCCAAAUGAGAUUGGGAAUUUUGGGCGUGGAGAUGUGCUGCCGCCGGUUCCAGGCCAAGGGGAUAAAACGGCAACGAUGCUCUCAGAUGGAGCCAUUUAUAGCAGCAUUGACUUCACGACCAAAACCUCUUACAACAGCUCCAGCCAAAUAACACAGGCUACCCCAUAUGCCACGACACAGAUCCUGCAUUCCAACAGCAUCCAUGAAUUGGCUGUCGACCUGCCUGAUCCCCAGUGGAAAAGCUCGAUUCAGCAAAAAACAGAUCUGAUGGGAUUUGGUUACUCUCUGCCUGAUCAGAACAAAGGUAACAAUGGUGGGAAAGGUGGAAAAAAGAAGAAAAAUAAAAACUCCUCCAAACCGCAGAAGAACAAUGGAUCGACUUGGGCCAACGUCCCGCUGCCUCCCCCUCCUGCGCAGCCCCUCCCUGGCUCCGAGCUGGAGCACUACGCGGCGGAGCAGCAGGAAAACGGCUAUGACAGUGACAGCUGGUGCCCGCCGUUGCCGGUACAAACCUACUUGCACCAGGGCAUGGAAGACGAGCUGGAAGAAGACGAUGAGCGCGUCCCGACACCUCCUGUCCGAGGGGUGGCCUCGUCCCCCGCCAUCUCCUUCGGGCAGCAGUCCACGGCGACGCUCACGCCCUCCCCGCGCGAGGAGAUGCAGCCCAUGCUGCAGGCUCACCUGGACGAGCUGACCAGGGCCUACCAGUUUGACAUAGCCAAGCAAACAUGGCACAUUCAAAGCAAUAAUCAACCUCCGCAGCCCCCGGUUCCACCAUUAGGUUACAUGUCCGGAACCUUGAUUUCUGACUUGGAAACAGAUGUUCCAGAUGAUGAUGAUGCUGAUGAAGAGGAGGAGACUUUAGAGACGCCCAGGCCCCUGAGAGUGCUAGAGCAGACACCCGGAUCCAGUAUGGACAAUCUGGACAGCUCUGUGACAGGUUCAAUGGUAAAUGGAUGGGGCUCUGCAUCUGAUGAGGAUCGUAACUUUUCUAGUCGUAGAUCUAGUGUAGGUAGCUCCUCAGAUGGCUCCAUCUUUGCCAGCGGCAGUUUUGCACAAGCUCUGGUGGCAGCAGCAGAUAAAGCUGGCUUUAGGCUGGAGGGAACCAGCCUUACGAGAACAGGCAAAGCCUUUACCUCCUCUCAAAGACCUCGACCAACCAGCCCAUUUUCUACUGACAGUAGCACCAGUGCAGCCCUGAGUCAAAGUCAGAGGCCUAGGCCGACUAAAAAACACAAGGGAGGGCGAAUGGACCAGCAGCCAGCGUUGCCUCACCGAAGGGAAGGGCUGACAGAUGAUCUUCCACCACCACCAGAUCCCCCUCCAGGUCAGGGUUUAAGGCAGCAAAUAGGCCCGAGCCAGCAUGCUGGUAACGUGGAAAACUCAACAGAGAGAAAAGGAAGCUCUCUGGAGAGACAACAAGCAUCCAACUUAGAAGACACAAAGAGCUCAUUGGAUUGUCCAGCUAGAACGUCCCUAGAGUGGCAGCGACAAACCCAGGAAUGGAUUAACUCCACAGAACGCCAAGAAGACAUACGGAAAGCCCUACACAAACAAGGUGUUGGACCAGAGGAGACCUUGGUGCCCUACAGCAAGCCCAACUUCCCAUCUCCAGGAGGUCACAGCUCAUCAGGAACAGCUUCUUCUAAAGGAUCCACUGGGCCUAGGAAAGCCGAGGCGUUGAGGGGUGGCCACCAGCGCAAUGCCAGCGAUCUGCUUGACAUAGGAUAUAUGGGCUCAAGUAGUCAAGGACAGUUUACAGGUGAAUUAUAGUAACUGAGAGGAGACAUGCAAAGCUGCUCUGAAGGACCAUCAGGUCUGAACUCAUGGAAGUGAUGACACUAAACAGUGCAAUGAACAAUUUCUUUAUUUAUGUACUAUUAAAAGAACUGUAAAUGCAAUGUAAAGACACACAGCCACACAUAUCCCACAGAUAUUUUACUUGUGUUCUCUUAAGUACACCACCCACCUUAACUCUUUCUUGUCAGGAGUAUACAAAAAAGAAAGGAAACAAAGCUCGCCCUCCGGGAAGAAAAGAAUUUUCCUCUGUAUAUAAUUUCUUUCGUGCAUUGCUAUGCAAGCUCACUCUUUUUAGCUCUGUUCAUAUUAUUAUUGUCUGUUCUUAUUGGUCUGUUGUACUAUAUGUGAAUUAAUAGGCUGUGGUGCCAUAUAUUAACUUUUAAUUGUGUAACUUUUAUGUUUAAAUUUUGCACUGCAAUUUUAUUUGGUGAUAAGCACAAAUCUCUACUCCUCGUGACAUGAAGAAAAAGACUGAAUGUGAAGGGAGUUUCUGUACUGUAAGCCAGGUUGGAGAAUGCUGGUUGUGACCUUUUCACGUUAGAUGGUUUUCGGUUGGGGUAUAGAAAUAGGAAGAUGCUAAGGACAGUGGGGUUGGCGGAGUCUUCUUUGAACAUCAGGGACCGAGUCAAUAAAAAAUUUUUAAAACAGCAGAAAGGUGGCUUUUACUGUUGACAAAAGUGUGGGUCAAAAGAAGGAAGUUUAAGUCUUAAGACUGAAUAGGCAUUAAAAUAUACAGGUAGCAAAGAUGUACUAAACUUGCUUUAAGAAAUAAUAAGAAAAUUAAAGUUAUAUUUAGAAUCAGCUUUACCUGCCGUUGUAAUUGACCCAGCUGAGAAUUACAACAGGCGAAGGAAAUUAAGGUGUUUCACAAGAGCUGUAUUUAUAUUACAGGUUUUUUAACAAAACAUUUUCUGAGUGACCAUAAUUAACCUCUCCAACUCAUUAAGUCAGAAUAUAAUACGAUGUCCCCCAAGGAAACAAAGCAAAUGAACUCUAGAAUAUCCAGCAAAUAGUUAAAGAGGCAAUUUAUUAUCAGGACAUACUCGGGCUGCUUUGAAAUACGAAAACUCUAUUGCAAUAUCUUGUUUCAUCUCUCUAAGACAUGUACAGUACACACCAGAGGAUAGAGCUGCAUCACUUCAACUCGUGACUUUUUAAAACAAUGCAGUCUAUACGCAACUUUGCGUUUUCAUUUGACGAAGAAGUGAAGUUUAUGCCACCAGAUGCGUAUCCAAAUUGUAAGUGCUUAAAAAGCAGUGCUCAGAGUAUGUUCAGUUCACAGUAAGUAGAUUUAUCGGAGUAAAUAUUUCAUGGUACGAGCUCAGCAAUUGGCUACCUACUAAAAUAUGUCUGACCCAUUUUGAGUAAGUAAAUUGAAAAGGAGAAGAUGCAUGUUUAUACACUUUUUAAAUAAAACCAAACCUCGUCAAUGGACAUUAAUAACAGUGUCCUGGCUCAUUUGUUUUCAUGGCUUGGAGAGCAAGAAGUUCCUGAACGUCAGUCAUGUACGGUCCAAAUGAAUAUGACUUUGACAUCUCUGUCAGCUACUGCACAUGUACAGCCAGUCAAGUAGAACUUUCCUGAGAUGUCCACUUGUGACAUGUUCCCAUGUGCUGCCUACACAGUUAUAAAUUCUCCCUCUAGUUAUAAUUUCUCAUGUUUUCCUAUGACGUGUUCGGUAGUUUAUACUUUAAAGCAUAUCCAGUGUAAUGAUGGUCAGUUCUAAAAUACAGGACUCAUUUGAAUGACAAAUCAUUCUUCCUGCCUUUUUGGCUCAGUCACCAGUUGUGUGUCAUAUUGCUACAGUAAUGGCAAAAUGGGAUGCUUCGUGUUUUCUGUUGCUUGAGACUGCAUCAGCACAGGCGAGCACAGGGACAGUGUUCUUCACGGGCCCCCCCUUCCUCUUGGUGGCGUGUCCUUCAUUUCUUCACUGAGGAGGAAAUUCUGAGACGCACGCAGGGAGCGCUUCGGCUUUCUCCCAGAAGCGCCUGAGCGUCGGUGCAGUUUGACGUCUCUGGGACAAAGAGGCUGGGGAAGGCUGUAGGGUGUGAGGAAUUUAAAUUUUUAUUUAUGCAUUUCCUUACUUCACCUCUUUCUAUUUAAAAGCAAAGUUCUGUUCAUUUGUAUUCCCUCUUUAUACUCCUCUAUAAGCCAAUUUAGUCAAAAACCUUAGUUCAUUGCACAUAUUACACAUCGCCUUUGGCCCCUGGUAACUGGAAGGUGUAUGUGACUAAGAAACCAGGGCUCCAGAAACAGAGCAUGUGUAUGCUGGUGGCUCCUGGGAUCACAUCGGCCAUGCACCCUAACAUCUUAAUUGUCCCCAGUGCAUAAAGCCGACUUAUGGUUAGAUUUUUGCAGUGGAGACCUUAUGGUUUCUUUCUUAGAAUGUUAUUUGAGAAUAGCCCACAUUCCCUGUUAAAGCUGGUUUUAAAUAAAUUAGCUGGUCAAAUAUUGCACACAAAAUACAGUCUCCAAAUGGAUACAGGGCACGCUAAAAGCUGUGGCUGUCCACACGAACUCAGGAACACAGUGAAAAAAAUCCAGUCUUCUUCAGCUUGCCGUGGGUAAAAAGCUUCUAAAAUACCAUUAAAAAUACAAACACGGGUGAGGAAGGGCCGUGAUUUUUCACCCCGUAGCCAGCGGUGGGGCUGUAGAAGCUCACGGAGCGCUUGCCUCCAGGCCUAGAGGCGGCAGGCCCGGCAGGCUGCCGGGAGGAGCUGCGGGAGGGACAGACCGCGCCGGCCUGCUUGGGGCUCGCUGCCGAGCAGUGUCCCGCACAGCGCCGCUCAGGCGCCGCAUGCACAGCGGCCAGGCCCCUGCCCAGCUCCCUCCCGCUCAGGGCCCGCAGGCUGAGCGCAGCUGCCCCUUGUCCGCACCUUUCCGUGUCAUACUUACAGGGACAUGAAAGCAGUUGAUUUCUUCACAGCGUUUGAAUCCAGUUCAAGGGAGAACAUAGGAAACUCAAGAUCAACAUUUAAGGUAUCAUACAACCAAAGGAAGAAAAAACACUGCAAGUUUACUUGCUUUCGGUAACAAAACCGAUUAAAUGGUUGUCUACGUCAUGGUUUAAUGCUCUGGGUAUUUACAUAUAUUUUCAAUGGGUUUGAGUUGAAAGUUUGCAUGAGCUUGCUAGAACACCUCCAAAUUUCUAUUGAACUAAUUUGUGUGAUUGUCCAUCGACAACGUAAUGAUGACAGUGCCAAUGAACUCCAGGCUGAUCUGUCUCCUCCACUGGAAAGUGAUUGUGUGUCAGUAUUAAAAAUACGCAGAACCAUGACAUUCACUGAGUUGUUCAUCUGCUUCUGUAAAUUGUAUUUAUAGAAUUACAUGGCAAGGUUUGGUGUAAUGCAACAUGUUUUUCCACAUUACCUUAGAGGUGAAGUUACUUUUAUUUUGCUUCUCUAUUAUGUGUGCUUCAAAUGAAACACCGUACAUUUUAAAUGACAUUCAAUUUACUAAGUUAUCUUAUCUCAUCAUUUUCAAAAGCAUUUAUUGUGACUUUAAAGUGUUGCAAGAUAAGGGAUUUUGUGGCCGUGGGUAGACUUUUUAUACUUUGUUUUAUAGAUGGAUUCUUUUUUAACUGUAGUUUGUUUACGUCACCAAGCAGCAUCCAAAAUCUUAAUGUGUUUCAUUUGAUGUUGUUAGAUCAGAAAAGAAAUUGGCGUAACAUUGAUUAAUAGUAUUGUCAAAGAAUUGUGUAUUGUGUACUCACUGGGAAAAAAAAUAAAAUAUAUUCACAUUUCAAA
Molecule: messenger RNA, 8975 nt
Organism: Miniopterus natalensis
Lineage: Eukaryota; Metazoa; Chordata; Mammalia; Chiroptera; Miniopteridae
Gene: ROBO2
Product: roundabout guidance receptor 2
Molecular function (GO): protein binding
Source: RefSeq, a predicted model, not a curated record